Messenger RNA from Thelazia callipaeda (thelaziosis nematode), 2010 nucleotides. The record is from the annotation of a GenBank genome assembly. NCBI's taxonomy places the organism in Eukaryota, Metazoa, Nematoda, Chromadorea, Rhabditida, Thelaziidae.
AUGGUUUUUCCUCUUCUUAAUCAUUCAAUUGGUAAAUCACAGUAUAUUCGAUGUUUCCAAAGGAUUCUUCGACGUUCAAUUGACAAUUCACAACCAAUAAUUGAACUUUUCUACGUGACACCACAUCACUGUAUUGAUCAUUGCAUUUUUGUGAGCAAUAAUAAUCCUUCACGUGCUAAAUUAUGUCAUUCAUUUGUGUACGAUUAUUUACAAUAUAGCUGUCGAUUAUACGAUCAUGAUGGUAAACAACCACCAGCUAUUUUACAUCCAGCAAAUGGUUUUGAUUACUUUAAACGUAUAUCUACUGUAAAUCAGUGUUCAGGGCCUGAAUCACCAUUUAAUAUUAUGAAUUUUCAACCAGAUUCUCCAUUAAAUGUCAAUUAUUCGCUCAAAAUAUCAUCGACUGGUACUGAUAGUAACGAUGAAGCUCAAGCAUUACAAAUUUCAACAAGAGAUUUGAAUAAUAUUUUUGAAACUGACCAAAAUUCGCUUACUUCAUCAUUUACUACUACUCCAAUUUCAAAUUUCAUCGUAAGACAAUCCGAAAAUUUUAUGAAUGGAGAUUCUCAAAUGAUGAAUACUCAUAUUAAAAGAACGGUAGAACAACAAAAAUUACUGCAACAAAAUUUUUUCCCAGCAUUUGGAUUUCGUUCACAGCAAUUUGACUCUUCAAAUUCUUACCAAAAAACUGACCCUGGUAAAAAUCCAUUUAUGUGGUGUUAUUUGAAUAACAACUAUUUACCUUCUCAGCAACAACAACCACUUGAUACCUCAUCUGGUUUACAGAAGAAUCAUCCAAAAAUUACUGGCUCUCAGAACGAAGAAAAUAUUGAUGAUAAAACAAACUAUGAUUCAAAAGAAAAUUCUAAUAGUGAAGAAGCACAUAGUAAGACAUCUAAGUGGUACAACGAAUUAAUGAAUAUAAUGGAAAAAGAGCAAAAAGUUAGCUCAAAAGCAUCAGAAAAAAAUGACAUUAAAACAACUGAAAAUGAUUUUUCUAAUCAUAAUAAUUUGCCAAAACCACCCAAAUUGAAUUUGCUACCAAUACCAGAAAUGACUUUUCAAUCCACUGCUAACAAUGAAAAAGCUAAAAAUUCGUCUACCAUUAGCAACACAAAUAGUAUGAAAAAUCUUCAACUACUAAAACCAGGCUCAUUAUCAUAUCCUGAAAUUGAUCUACAAAAUAAAUCAUCAGUCGGAGUUCAUAAUGAUGAACAACAUAUGACUACAAUUGAUGACUUUCCUAAGCCACCUACUUUAUUACCGCUACUAAAUUAUCAGAUUACUACAAUGGAUAAUAGACCCCUAAUUGAUAUGACAAAUACAGAGAAGAAUAUGUGUAAAACAGCUUAUUAUAUCGUUAUUGGAUAUGAAAUUGUCUUGCCAAUAUCAAGCGAUGAAAAUGAUGGACCGAAGAAUGAAAAAUUAAAUUGUUCAUCUCUAAACUACUUUCCUUCACUUAAAAAAUGUGAGAUAUACAACACAUUAGCGGAGCCUCACGGAUCUGGUAGCUUAAUUGAAAACGAUGAUUGCAUCUAUGCUGAAAAAUUUUGCUUAAGAGCAACAUAUAGUGCUUGCCAAGAAGACGAAAUUUUCAUACUUUAUGCGCAAAAAAAAGUAAACGCUGAAGCUAUGUACAGCAAAAAAGCAAGAAGUAUUACUGGAUGCUUAUAUCAUUGCUUAGAUACUAAGAAUUGCAAGUGUGCAGUUUUUGACUCAAACAAACAUCAGUGUCAUUUAUUUGAUUUAAAUAUAAGCAAUUCAUUGGAAUCAGUUAUACCUGCAGGCACUGGUUGGAUAUUAAUUGAAAAUAGCUGCGAAAGUGUUAGACGAAAACCAGUUCAAAAAAAUAAUAUUGCUAGUGAAGAAAUGAUAAAUUUGAAUGAUAUGCAAUGGACGGAAUGGUCGUUAUGUCAAUUUAAACACCGUGGUAGGGCAGUACGUGUUCGAACAAAAAACUGCUCACGCUACUGUCCAGAUAAUCAUUCAAUGCAAGCUGAAUUAUGUUAA